AACACUUGCAAAACUACGUUGCUGUCUGCCAGGAAUCUGGGGCUUCGGUUGACAGCUGGCGAAAUGAAACAUUCUGUCCUAUGAAGUGCCCAAAGGACAGUCAGUAUGAGCUCUGUGCUGACACCUGUUCCACUACCUGUGCCAGUCUAACUACACCUCAGAAGUGCUCACACUGCCAGGAGGGAUGUGAGUGCGUGGAUGGAUUUGCAUUUGACGCAGGGACAUGUAAGCCAUUUGGAAAAUGUGGAUGUGUGGCUGAUGGACGAUAUUAUAAGUCUGGGGAGGCGGUGGUGAGGGAAGACUGCACGGAGAACUGCACCUGUGUAGAUGGUGUGUUUUCAUGCGAGCAAACACAGUGCACAGCAGAACAGGUCUGUGAUAUCAGGGGAGGAGUAAGGAACUGCUAUCAACUGGACCCUUGUGAGGCAAAGAAGUGUCGUGAAAAGGAGAGGUGCGUCACGAAUGGCACCAAUGUCCAGUGUGUGGCAGAGUCCAAGGCUACCUGCUGGGUCAUGGGGGAUCCACACUACCGGAGCUUCGAUGGAAAGCUUUUCUCUUUCCAGGGCUCGUGCAUAUACACCCUGGUUCAGACGACAGGUCUGGACGACACCCUGACUCCUUUCAGCAUUGAGACUGAAACCAAGAUGGAAAAUCUGCACAGAGGUUCCUACUUAAAGACCGCAACCAUCAGCAUUGAAGGUGUCAAGAUCGUUGUUGUCUAUCAGGAUCCUGGCACAGUGGUGGUUGAUGGCUCCACUUUUAAGCUCCCUCUUACUCUCAAGUCUGGGAAAAUCAGAAUUACCCAGAAGUCCUACCAGGGUUUCAUCAACACAGACUUCGGAGUGGAUAUUGUCUUCGACUGGGGGGAGGUCUUACAGGUCACUGUGCCUAGCAGCUACCACAACAAUCUUGAGGGCAUGUGUGGAACCUACAACGGUGACCAGGCAGAUGAUUUCUCCAUGCCCGAUAGCACCCCCCUCACUGACCUUACCAAGUGGGCAGAAGCCUGGAGCCUCCCUGAGUCCAACAGCACCUGCUGGCACUCCUGCCAAGGUCAAUGCCCAGUCUGUACAGCAGAGGACGAGGCGCUCUAUAAACAGAAGGAUUACUGUGGCGAGAUCGGAGAGAAGAACGGUGCGUUCUCCGCCUGUCAUGCCAAGGUCCUGCCAGGGAAGCUGCUAGAUGACUGCCUUUACAACAUGUGCAUCCACGACGGAGACCAGGGGAUGCUCUGCAGGGUCAUGACCAAUUAUGCCAAAAUCUGCCAGAUCAACAGUGCAGAAAUUUCUAAACAGUGGCUGAAGACACUCGACUGCUAAGUCUGAAGAGAAGGGGCUGAGUUGCUGAAGAAGAUACUGAAGGGAACCAGAAGAGUUAUCUCUACACAGAAACCAAACUACAGCAUCAGCCAAGAAUACCACCGCAGCAAUUUUGCUCUCAUCCAGUAAAUGAGUAAAAAAGAUAUAUCCGUCAAAGUAAAAAGCCACAUAACUAAGGCUAUGUAUCAAUAUCAUGUAUUCCAAUUCAUAUAAUACUACUUAUUUGUAAUGAAAUAUAAUCACAUGCAUCACAAAGUGUAAUGACAUGUACCACUUCUCUAUCUAUAUACAAUAAACAUGUUGCAUAAUAAUUCUGUUUGAAUCUUUUCAUUUGUUUGUGGAGAUCGGUAUUUUAAGACUUCAUUGCCCCAGCAGUAACUGUGAACAACAAUAAUGUAUUUUAAGCAAUUUAUUUCACAUCGUUCUUUUUGUGUGUAUGUGUGUGAAUUAAAAAUAUACGUCGACAAGAACUAGCUCAUUUAUGUCACUUG
Messenger RNA from Clupea harengus (Atlantic herring), 1810 nucleotides. Its product is annotated as IgGFc-binding protein-like. Lineage: Eukaryota; Metazoa; Chordata; Actinopteri; Clupeiformes; Clupeidae. Gene Ontology annotation, cellular component: extracellular matrix. Gene Ontology annotation, molecular function: protein binding. The record is from RefSeq and is a predicted model, not a curated record.